This is a messenger RNA of Drosophila albomicans, 2401 nucleotides long. Its product is annotated as putative sodium-dependent multivitamin transporter. Gene Ontology annotation, molecular function: symporter activity. Gene Ontology annotation, biological process: transmembrane transport; sodium ion transport. The record is from RefSeq and is a predicted model, not a curated record. The coding region runs from base 629 to 2401 and encodes 590 amino acids. Gene Ontology annotation, cellular component: membrane. The transcript has a single exon. Lineage: Eukaryota; Metazoa; Arthropoda; Insecta; Diptera; Drosophilidae.
UCACGUGAUAUAUGUAGGUUAGGCGAAGCAACAAUCUUUCUGUCACAUUAUCGGUGUAUCGGAGUCUGCUAAGUCACCGUACAGGUUCCAUGUGCCCACUGUUGUCGCCCGCGUCGCAUCGUCGUUUUGGCGACGUCUCCACACAGCAUGUGUCCCGCAAGUGCUGUCGCCGAGCUCUGCUAUCUCUCACAGCGGCGGCCCAAUGGAGCAAUAAAAAGAAAAACAAAAAUACAUACUACACAAUACACAAUAAGACGGCCUUUGGGCCCAGAGUGCUGUGGUCGGUUCUGUGUUUAUGGCAGGCGCGUAAUACGUACCGUAUUUGGGCCCAUUUCAUUGACGGCCGGCAAACGUUAAAGACGCGCGAGCUCCGGCCAGCUUUUUUAGCCAGCAAGCCCGCAAGCCAGCUAGCAGCAACAGCAAUAGCUAAGAGAAUCUCAAGACUCAAGAGUUUUAUCGCGACCGCUUAUCAACUAUCAAAUAUCAACAACUGUUUGUCUGUCGAUUAAAGGCCAAGUUAAAACUAAAAACGCACCGUGCAGUACGCGUCGCGCCACCCAAGGGAUCGGGAAUCCACUAGAUCUUUGGAAGGUUGCCGCAUCAGAUCAGAUCAGAUCAGAGCUUUAACAUGGCUACGCUUGGUGCCUGGGAUUAUGUCAUACUGGCGAUUGUCCUGAUCAUCUCCAUACUGAUCGGGCUUUACUAUCGCUUUGUGGGCAGCAAACAGAGCACCACAACGGAAUAUUUGCUGGCCGAUCGCUCCAUGGGCGUCACACCGGUGGCAUUCAGUUUAAUGGCCAGCUUCAUGUCCGCCAUCACCAUACUCGGCGUCUCCAUGGAGAUCUAUCAGUAUGGCACCAUGUUUGCCAUCAUUAACGUCUCUUAUGUGGUGUCCACGCCCAUUGCCGCCUACCUCAUACUGCCGGUAUUCUAUCGUCUGAAGACGGCGAGUGUUUACGAGUAUCUGGAGCAACGUUUUGGCUAUGCCACUCGACUGGCUGCAUCGUUGGCCUUCUCCCUGCAAAUGAUACUCUACAUGGGCAUUGUGGUUUAUGCGCCAGCUUUGGCCCUGGAGGCCGUCACGGGUUUGAGUCAGAUUUUUUCGGUGAUAAUUGUGGGCGUCGUUUGCACCAUUUAUGCGACAAUGGGUGGCAUGAAGGCGGUGCUUAUGACGGACAUCUAUCAGUCGCUGCUCAUGUUUGCCUCCAUCUUUUGCGUGAUCAUUGCUGCGUGGAUCAAGGCGGGCAGCUUGGAUGUCAUAUGGCGCACAGCGGUGGACAAUGGGCGCAUUGACUUUGGCAACUUCAGCGUAGAUCCCACCGAGCGGCAUACGUGGUUCACCCAAGUCCUAGGCGGAUGUGCCACCUACCUAGCGAUCUAUGGUGUCAAUCAAACCCAGGUGCAGCGACUGCUUGCCGUAAGGAAUCUACGGUCAGCGCGUGCGGCCCUCUGGUGGUGUCUGCCCAUCCUUUGUCUGCUCAGUCUGAGCACCUGCUUGUCCGGACUGUGCAUCUAUUGGUAUUAUCGCGAAUGCGAUCCGCUGCUGGAGGGACGCGUUAACUCCCGGGAUCAAGUGAUGCCGCUCUUUGUGCUGGACACCAUGGGCGAAUACACUGGACUAUCGGGUCUCUUUGUUUCGGGUAUUUUUUGCGCCAGCCUUUCGACGAUUAGUUCGGCAAUAAGCUCACUGUCGGCUGUGACGCUGGAGGAUUACCUGAAGCCCCUGGUGCGCUGUUGCGCUGGACGAACCCUCACGGACCGCCAGACGCUCUGGUAUUCCAAGUUGCUGUCGGUCUUCUAUGGUGCCCUGUGCGUCGGCAUGGCCUUCUUGGCCGGCUCCAUUGGCGGUUUGUUACAGGCGGCGCUCUCCAUCUUUGGCAUCAUUGGUGGUCCGCUGUUAGGCCUCUUUACGCUGGGCAUGUAUUCGACGUCGGCGAACCAAAAGGGAGCCCUUGCCGCCCUGCUGCUGUCGUUGGCCUUCUCCUUUUGGAUUGGUUUCGGACAGCCGAAGCCGCCCAUACCCAGCCUGGACAUGACUACCGAGGGGUGUCCCAUACAACGCAGCUACGCCAUCGAUGUGCUGCUGACGAACUCGACACGCGCCGAACCUGAGACGGAAUCGUAUUUUUACCUGUAUCGCAUUAGCUACAUGUGGUAUGCAGCCUUGGGUUUUGCCAUCGCCUUUGUGGGCGGCUGGCUGUUGUCCUAUUGCUUUGCCUGGCUCAAAUGGGAUGACAAUCGACCGAUCUAUCAGGAUGCGGACUGUACGCUCAUCAAGCAUGAUCUCUUUGUGCCACCGCUGGCGAAACGUUUGCAACGCAAGCAAAUGCCGCGCGUCAUUGUCACGAACACCAGCAGCACCGCCAGCUCCGAGGAGCUGCCGCCAAAGGAUAUUGCAUAA